Molecule: messenger RNA, 1144 nt
Organism: Vicugna pacos (alpaca)
Lineage: Eukaryota; Metazoa; Chordata; Mammalia; Artiodactyla; Camelidae
Product: transmembrane epididymal protein 1-like
Source: RefSeq, a predicted model, not a curated record
AUGGGAGGCUUCGAGGGUCAUCUGUACCCAGGACUGUCCCUCUUCUUCUAUGGACUUUAUCACGCACGACUCGUCUCCAGGGCCUUGAUAUGCAGCCAGCCUGCCCAGUACCCGCCACGCCCUCCCUGGAGCAAAGGCAGAUGGGCAAGGCUACAGCAGGUUCACUACGUGGGGCUGCUGAAGAUACUGAGCACCUUCGUUCUAGUGGCCCAAGAGCUGCAUAACAUUUCUGGGCCGUUUGUACUCAUCAGGAAGACGUACCACGCGAGAGACUUCCUGUACUGCAAGCAGUGGCAGCACCUCACCAUAUACACGACCUUCGUCCUGAGCGGCUGUGUCGACGCGGUGAGCCAGAACCUGCUGCCCCGCAGGAGUGCCGCGCUGGAGCAGGCCGCCCAGGCCCUGGGCCUGGCUCUGAUCCUGCCCCUGAUGCUGUCUCACUUGCAGGGCUCGGAAGGCGUGGACCUGCAGUCCCACCUCCUGUUCAUCCAGGCCCUGUUCCUGCUGGUGCUGGUGGCGGUUGCCGAGCUGUGGGCUCCCGACGCGUGGCAGCUCCGGGUGAUGAAGGCCUUUCUGUACAUGCUUACGGGCUCUUGGCUGAUCCAGAUAGGCUUCAUGCUCUACAGACCGAUUUCCGGCCAUAAGUGGAUGGAUGAUGACAAAAACAAUAUUAUGUUUGUCACCACCUUCUUCUGCUGGCAUGUGGUCGUCCUCGCCUUUUUGAUGGCCGGGAUCCACGGCGUCUCCUUUUUGUGGUAUCGCUACACGUGCUAAUGCCUGAACCAGGUGAGCCCGGAGUGGCUGCUGUCACCUGCACACGCUGGGACACCUGGAGGAGGACUUGCCGGAGGUGGAGCUGCAGGGAGGGACACCAGGUGUCCUUCCUCCAGAGGGCGCUCCCGAGCCAGCCGACUCUGCGGGGAGGGGCAUCCCUCUCUCUCCCGCUUCUUGGCUCCCCUCUGUCUCGUUUGCUGAGCAGUGUGCGGAGAAAAGGCCAAUGGAGCCCAGGAGGCAUGUGACUCGGACCUUCGCUUUCAACUCCCCAAGUAUUUCCCCCAACGCCCCUCAGCUGUCCUCAGCUCCAGCCACUGCCGUCUGCUGGCCCUUCCCCUUUCUCCCCGCCCCUGCCCCCCUUACUCCCCCC